Molecule: messenger RNA, 1848 nt
Organism: Balaenoptera acutorostrata (minke whale)
Lineage: Eukaryota; Metazoa; Chordata; Mammalia; Artiodactyla; Balaenopteridae
Product: olfactory receptor 10AG1
Exons: 2
Coding region: 105-1043 (312 amino acids)
Biological process (GO): G protein-coupled receptor signaling pathway
Cellular component (GO): membrane
Molecular function (GO): olfactory receptor activity; G protein-coupled receptor activity
Source: RefSeq, a predicted model, not a curated record
AACACCAGAAGAAAAUCUAACUAGAUUGAUGGAAUUUCUUCUCUUGGACUUUGCUGAUGUUCCCCAUCUCCAGUGGUUUCUAUUUGGAUUGUCCUUAGUCACAGAUGGAACCCCCAAAAGACCUAGUGGAUGUGAAUUUCACUUCAGUGAUGGAAUUUGUUCUUUUGGGAUUUUCUGAUUUUCCCAAUCUCCAGAUGUUUCUUUUUGUGAUGUUUCUGUUUAUCUAUGUGGUAACUCUGAUGGGAAAUGGCAUCAUCAUUCUCAUAACCAGGACCGACCAGACUCUCCAGACUCCCAUGUAUUUUUUCCUCAGUAAUUUUUCCUUCUUGGAAAUCUGUUAUGUGUCUGUCACUCUUCCUAGAAUGCUCAUAAACCUUUGGACUCAGAAAAGGCACAUUUCCUUGUCUGCUUGUGCAACACAAAUGAGUUGUGUCCUUAUGUUUGGAAACAUAGAGUGCCUGCUUCUUACAGUGAUGGCCUAUGACCGCUACAUGGCCAUUUGUAACCCUCUGCAGUAUCCUCUAGUCAUGAACUACAAGGUAUGUGUCCAGCUGGUGUCUGCCUGCUGGAUCACUGGAGUUCCAGUUGAGAUAGGGCAAACGUGCCAGAUUUUCUCUCUGCCCUUUUGUAGAUCCAACCAGAUCAAUCACUACUUCUGUGACAUCCCCCCAAUACUAAAGCUGGCCUGUGGGGACAUUUUUCUGAAUGAGAUGAUGGUCUUCACAGUUGCUGUGCUGUUUGUCAUGAUCCCUUUUCUGUUGAUUCUUGGCUCCUACAUUAAAAUCACCUCCACCAUCCUGAAGUUGCCACUGGCAACAGGAAGAGCAAAGGCCUUCUCCACCUGCUCCUCUCAUGUCAUGGUUGUGACUUUAUUUUUUGGAUCUGGAAUCAUUACAUAUUUACGACCUAAAUCCAAAAAUUCCUCCAGAACAGACAAGUUUUUCUCUCUUUUCUAUACCAUUGUCACCCCGAUGUUUAACCCCCUGAUAUACACUCUGAGAAACAAGGAUGUCCUGAUGGCGUUGAGAAAAUUGUUACCUUAAUGUAAAGCAUUAGCUGCUUGAUUUGAACUCAUUUACUGUUUUCCUAUUUAAUUCUGCCAUUGUAUAAUCAGAUAUGAAUGUUUAGUUUGUUUUUUCUACAUUACUAUAGAUUUAUUAUAUUUAUUCAUACCUGAGCUUAUUGUUUUAUGCUGGAUUUUCUGAUAUCAGGAAAUCCACAUGGUGUCUUGCUGAUAAGAAACUAUGUAUUUAGCCAAUCUCAUAUUCAGUUCACAAAUUUACUGGAGAUUUGAGACUUUUUAUGGGAAAAUACAUUAUCACGUACCUAGUAAUUGAUAUAAUAUACCUUUUCUCCUCAACCCAUAAUGAAUAUUAUUUACUUUCCUCUUUAGAUAACUGUCAUUCACUUUUUUUUUCUUUUCAUAAUGUAUUUAGAUAAUAAAGAUGGUAAGCCUUUGGAGACCUUCUGUUAAAUAUCUAUGUGCUUAUAAUUUUAGAUAUUUUACCUUUCAGCAAACUCAAUUUGAUUCUUUAUGAGUUACAGAACACCUAAGUAAAGAUUAGAAACAGAAAUUCUGCAUAACGACACUUCAAAUUUGGCUGUGUGGCAAUAAAUUUUUUACCCUCUGCUUCUCUCUGAAUUCUUCUUUGUAGACACGCUUUGUUGAUAUAACCAAAUCAUGCUACUGGCAUCUCAAUAAUUUGUUACCUUAGUCUUUACUAAUGUGAAAAAUAUGAAUUCAUGUUUGCUUUUCAGAGAUACAAUAUGUAUGGGAUUGAACUAUUUUGUCCCCAUAGAGAUUCACCCAUUCUUUAAGAUUUCUUGACUUAUUUAUUACUCUUUUGG